Messenger RNA from Cylicostephanus goldi, 422 nucleotides. NCBI's taxonomy places the organism in Eukaryota, Metazoa, Nematoda, Chromadorea, Rhabditida, Strongylidae. The record is from the annotation of a GenBank genome assembly.
AUGAAUCAUACUGAUGAUAAGAAAAACUCUGAUAAAUUUCCCGAGAUGGCUAACAACCAGAUCGGUGUUAUUGUUGUAUGUCCACGUGAUGGAGAUAUGACUGUAUAUUCUGCGCAAUCUGGCAUAGCACGUUUGCCGGUGUCAUUACGGAGGUCAUGGAUGAGUCUUGGCACCUUUGUUAACUACGAUGUUAUUAGACAAGAUACGGAUUCGCGCGCCGUUUGGGUGGUUCGAAGGGUUGAAAAUCUUGGUUUGCUGUAUGAGGUAAUAGACGACCGUAUGGAUUCAUCAAAGUUGUUGUUGAGUUUAUAUGCUGUUGUUAAUCGAGUUUCGUUGGAUGCGCGUAACGCAUGGUUAUGGAAUGAUAUUAUUGGUAUGUAUACUCAGACAGUCAACCGGAACUUCCGCAGAAGUUUGUGAAG